UUUCUUCGAUACUGGUGGAUGUUUAUCAAGAAAUUGCAAAGCAAAUGUUCAAAGAUAAUUAUUUAUCUUUGCUACAAUUGUAUAUAUAAUAUAUAUUAUAUUAAAUUUUGGUAAUUAUAACCUCAAAAAAGGAUCUACUGAUAUAAAUAUUUGAAAGAAAUAUGGAAACAUAUUUAUUAUAAAUACAAUUGUAUAUUUAAAAAACAACAAUUUUUGUAUACAAUUUGUAAAAAUACCAAAAUGGAUGAAUUUUUGUAUACAAUUUGUAAAAAUACCAAAACGGAUGCAAAUGAUACAUUAAUAUGUAAUGUUUGUGGUGUUCAACUUGAAGAAAGAGAAUAUAUUUUUGAUGAGGUAUCGCAGAAAGAAAAAUUAAUCAUCACGUUACCAACCAAGAUCUUACUAGAGGCUGAUUCUGAAUACAUAUGUUGGGACUGUCAUGAAAGAAUUAAUAAUUAUUAUGAAUUUGCUCAAAAUAUUGUUUUAAAUUCUAAGAAAAAAUAUAAUACAGCAGGAAUCAACUCAGCAGGAAUCAACUCAGCAGGAAUCAACUCUUUACUUGUAGUUGAUGAAAAUCAUAAAAUAGAAAUAACAGCAAUUUCAAAUCUCUAUAGUGACAUGAUAUAUACAUGUCCAAAUUGCAACAUAAAUCUAAAAAUCUUAGUAAAGAAUAAUCCUGAAGGUUGUUAUUAUCCGUUCCAUAUUUCAUUGAUUGUUGUAGAUCAAACGGAAAAAUUGAUAUUGGAAAAAAAUGCACAAGCGUGUGAAGAUACAACGGAGCUCGUUAAAGGAAUUUGUAGAAAUAAAUUAAACGUAGAAGACAAAUUGAAUAACUUAUCAUUAUGUAAUGAUAUUGCCAAAGACAUUACUAACCAUAAUGAACAAAAUAUUGAUAAAAUGCAAGACAGCUCGCCAAUGUUACAAGAAGACAUCAACAAUCAUGACUUUAUUCAAAAUGUUUCAGAACACUCAAAAGAAAAUCUUAAUACAGCACAUAUUAAUUUACUUGAAGAUAAUGAGAAUGAAAAAAUAGAAAUGAUGACGUUAUCCAAAUUAUACAGUGAUGUAAUAUAUACAUGCCCAAAAUGUAAUAUAGAUUUAAUGAUUUUAAUAAGAAGUAAUCAUGAAGAUGAUUGUAAUUAUACAUUUCAAAUUUCACUGGUUAUUGUAAAUAUACAAUCAUCAAUACAAGAUGAAGCAUAUAAAGGAGAUACAAUGGAACUUGUUAAUGGAGCCUAUAGGAAGGAAUCAAAUGUGGAAAAUGAACUACAGGAAUCUUUGUUGAAUCAAGAAAUAGCCAGUGAUAUUAUCCAUGAAAAACCAAGUACCAACAAAAUAUGUGGAACUUUGCCAGUAUCACAAAAAGGCAUUACAUUUCAAAAGAGAAAGAUAUUGCAUCAAAAAGGAAGAAAAAAGAAGAUUAGAAAAAACAAAAAAACAACUGCUAAGGAUAUUUGCACCAAAGAGAAAGACUAUAAGAUGGAUACAAAUGAGACAAGUGCCAAUGAAGCCACAAACGCUGCCGAAAAGGAGGAAAGUGCUGUAAAUUGUAGUCUCUGUGGAGAAUCGAUAACAAUAGAUUUAGAUCCAGAUGCUAUUAAUGAUCUGAUAACAUGCGCCGCCUGCGAGGACUCCACUCUAUCAUUGAUGGUUGAUGGAUAUGAAGCGAAAGCGAUUUCCCGGCGGGAAUAUCAAUGUUCGAUGUGUCCUAAACGUUUCAUACGCAAGGAGAGACUCGAAUUCCAUGAGAUGCGACAUAAUGAAAACAUGAACGAGUUUGUCUGCAGUACAUGCAACAACGAAUUUAGUGCGGAGAACUCUUUGUAUGAACAUUACCUCUUUGUGCACAAAGGUGCCAGACCGCAUAUUUGCGAGCUAUGCGGAAAGUCUUAUCAAAUCAAAGCCCGAUUGAAGGAACAUCUUCGAACGCAUACAGGCGAGAAACCUUAUCAGUGCAACGUAUGUGGUCUGCGUUGUAUGACUGUUAAUGCACUGAAGGGUCACAGGAAAAGUCAUUUCUCCAACAAUCGACAUAUUUGUAACAUAUGCAACAAAUCGUAUAGUAAAAAGCAGAACAUGAACGAGCAUCUGGAGAAACAUUGGAAGAUGGACAAGAACAUAUCAUUACCUCGAUUGUUUACGUGUCCUUUGUGCAAUGAGGGUUUACCGACAUAUCGCCUUCUCAAGAACCACAUGUCGGAAUUACAUCAGAUUGGUCGUAAAGAUCCUUUAGUAACAAGUCAGCAACCAUUGCACGAGUGCAACGAAUGUAAUGAGAAAUUCAAGCAUCAAAUGUCGCUCAAGGCACACAAAGAAAAAGUACAUGAAGGCAGAACAAACCCGACAUUUGAAUGCGACAUAUGCAAAGCCACAUUUAGGAUCAAGCAGAUGCUGAUAACUCACAUCAAGAACAAGCAUGGCGGUGAAAAGCGGUACAAAUGCGCUCAAUGCGGCAAAGGAUUUAGUGGCACCAAGUCUCUGUACAAUCACAUUUUACUGCACACUGGUAGAAAGCCAUACUCGUGUGAGUAUUGUGAUAUGAGUUUUAGACGAAAAGACUCCAGGGAUCUUCAUCGUCGGAAGCAUACGAAUGAACAGCCUUUCCAGUGCCAAGAUUGUGACCAGUCAUUCUCCACCUACAAUAAUCGCUCAAAACACCGCAAGAAGGAACACGGAGAGGGUAUAACCGAGAAAUGUCCAGAAUGUAGAGAAAAAUACAACAGUCAGCAGGAAGUCAGAAUUCAUCUGAACAAACAUCUCGGCGAAAAGUUGAAUGAAUUAUUGCGAAUAACACGAUGCGUUUCACGAACUGGAGUAAAAUAAUGUUAUAUAAUUAUUUAAUAUGGCAUAAUCGUAAUUGAUUAGUGACAAUUUUUUCUUAAAGCUGAUAUUUUUCAAGUAAAUAUGAAGUGAAUUUCAAACAACUGUCAAGUAAAUAAUUUAUAAUUGCAUUUAUAUUGUUUUUAAUAUAAUACAAUUGGGUUCUUUUUUAUAUGA
Molecule: messenger RNA, 2997 nt
Organism: Linepithema humile (Argentine ant)
Lineage: Eukaryota; Metazoa; Arthropoda; Insecta; Hymenoptera; Formicidae
Product: zinc finger protein 345-like
Biological process (GO): regulation of transcription by RNA polymerase II
Cellular component (GO): chromosome
Molecular function (GO): chromatin insulator sequence binding
Source: RefSeq, a predicted model, not a curated record